GCGAUUUCCAACAUGGCGAAAAGUUUUAGGGCAUGUUUUCGCCAUAUAUUUUUACCUAGAAAUGCCAUUUUAAGAUCGUUUUCUAGCACGUCCUACAAUUCUUCGAGUACCGUAGUUGACGACGUGAACAAUAAAAGCUUUGCGGAAAUGUUUGAGGAGACGCCAUUUGCCAAACUAGGUCGACCUGCUGGUAAGGUUGUCGAAGGAAAGAUUACCCACAUUGUAAAAGACGAUAUGUACGUCGAUUUUGGCUGGAAAUUUCACGCUGUUGUUAAAAUACCGCCAAGUAAAGUUAAAAGUCAAUCAUUCAGCGUGGGUGACGUCAUCGAAGUGAAAAUAAACGAACUCGAAAUGACGGGACAUUUUCUUGGACAGCACAAGCGAAUAACCUUGUGUGAAGCUGACGUUUCUUUAGUAGAUGAAAAAAGUUAGGGGGG
Dendronephthya gigantea is the source of this 437-nucleotide messenger RNA. RefSeq names its product 28S ribosomal protein S28, mitochondrial-like. Gene Ontology annotation, cellular component: mitochondrial small ribosomal subunit. Bases 13 to 432 code for a protein of 139 amino acids. Lineage: Eukaryota; Metazoa; Cnidaria; Anthozoa; Malacalcyonacea; Nephtheidae. The transcript is spliced from 2 exons. Gene Ontology annotation, molecular function: nucleic acid binding. The record is from RefSeq and is a predicted model, not a curated record.